AUGGAGCCCGUGCUCUGGAGGAUGCUGAGCAGGGACACAGUGGGCCCAGAGCAGACCCAGCCCCUCAGGCACAUCCGCCCACGGAAGGAGCACGGUGGGGCGUUGUCAGUGCAAAAUCAGCCGUUUCAGGUGGAACUCGCGGUGUCCUCAGGCAGCACGGCCAAAGCCAGAUGCAUCCCCCUGCAGCAGGCACCCACCCUGCAGCAGGCACCCACCCUGCAGCAGGCACCCACCCGCAGCAAACUCCUCCUGGUGUCCUUUGAUGGCUUUCGGUGGAACUACGAUCAGGACGUGGACACCCCCAACCUCGACACUAUGGCUGCAGAUGGGGUGAAGGCCAAGUACAUGACUCCUCCCUUCAUCACCCUCACCAGCCCAUGCCACUUCACGCUGCUGACCGGGCGAUACCUGGAGAACCACGGGGUGGUCCACAACAUGUGGUUCAACACCACCACAGGUGUGAAACUGCCCUACUACACCACACAAGGCAUAAGCAGCUGGUGGGACAAUGGCAGCCUGCCCAUCUGGAUCACUGCCCAGAGACAGGGCUUGAAGACAGGCUCUAUCCACUUCCCCGGAGGAAGAGCAAAAUACCAAGGGGAAGAAGUGAACAAGAAGUUGGUGGAGCCCCCCAUAUUCAACUACAGCAACGAAACCAACUGGAGGCAGAGCAUCGACACGGUCAUGGAAUGGUUCACAGUGGACAACCUCGACUUCAUCGCUCUCUACUUUGGAGAGCCAGACUCCUCAGGACACAAGUUUGGCCCUGAUUCCACACAGAGGAAAAACAUGAUCAAGCAGGUGGACAGAACCGUCGGUUACUUGAGGCGGCGUAUCCGGGAGAGUGGCCUGGAAUCAAAGCUCAACCUCAUCAUCACGUCUGACCACGGCAUGGACACCGUCAUAAAGACCGAUGAGAUCCUUAUCCGGGCCAUAAAGAACUUCACAUUCAAAGACAUCGACUUUGAACUCUUAGAUUAUGGACCAAAUGGACUCCUGGUGCCAAAAGAAGGGAGAUUAGAGCAUGUGUACUCAGUCCUGAAAGACGCCCACCCAAAACUGCACGUGUACAAGAAAGAAGAGUUUCCAAAGAAAUUCCACUAUGCCAACCAUCCUCGGAUCACCCCACUUGUGUUGUACAGCGAUCCAGGAUAUGUGAUCCAUGGGAGGGUCAAGGUCCAGUUCAAUAAAGGGGAACAUGGUUUCAACAACGAGGAUAUGAACAUGAAAACCAUCUUCCGUGCCGUGGGACCGGCCUUCAAGAAGGGGCUGGAGGUGGAGCCCUUCGAAAGCGUCAACGUCUAUGCCCUCCUCUGCGAGCUGCUGGGCAUCACCCCUGAGCCCCACGAUGGCUCCCUGGAGGUCACCAAGCCCAUGCUGCAAGGGUCGGAGGAUUCUGGGGGCGAAGAUUCGGGUGCUCCUCUCCCACCUGCCAAGAACCUGCCGCUGAUGCUGGGACUCGCUCUCGUUUUGGGAAGCUGGGGAGGAGUUUUCUAA
Molecule: messenger RNA, 1497 nt
Organism: Empidonax traillii (willow flycatcher)
Lineage: Eukaryota; Metazoa; Chordata; Aves; Passeriformes; Tyrannidae
Gene: ENPP7
Product: ectonucleotide pyrophosphatase/phosphodiesterase 7
Exons: 6
Coding region: 1-1497 (498 amino acids)
Source: RefSeq, a predicted model, not a curated record